UUAAUACGUUGAGCCCUAAGGACUGCAUCAUAAUAAGACUACGGCUUACUAAGCUGCAAAGAUGGCCUUGGCUUCUUCUGUAAAAGUGGUUCUGGGAUCACUUGCUUUCGCAAUCUUCUGGGUAUUGGCGGUCUUCCCAGCCGUUCCUUUUCUACCAAUUGGGAGGACUGCUGGGUCCCUCCUGGGUGCUAUGCUAAUGGUAGUAUUCCGAGUCCUAACUCCAGAUCAAGCAUAUGCUGCAAUUGAUCUACCAAUCCUUGGUCUUCUCUUUGGGACAAUGGUUGUCAGUGUCUAUCUAGAAAAAGCGGACAUGUUCAAGUACUUGGAAAAUCUUCUCUCAUGGAAGAGUAAAGGAGCAAAGGACUUACUUUGUCGAAUCUGCCUGAUUUCAGCCAUUUCAAGUGCCCUUUUUACUAAUGAUACCUCAUGUGUGGUAUUAACUAAAUUUGUCUUAAAAAUUGCAAGGCAACAUAAUCUCCCGCCUCAACCUUUCCUUCUUGCCCUGGCCUCUAGUGCAAAUAUUGGGUCUUCAGCGACUCCAAUUGGCAACCCCCAAAAUUUGGUUAUAGCUGUUCAGAGUAAGAUAUCUUUUGGGAGUUUUCUAAGUGGAAUUCUCCCUGCAAUGCUAGUGGGAGUGGUUGUCAAUGCUCUAAUUCUUCUAUCCAUGUAUUGGAGGCCGUUAUCAAUUCAGAAGGAUGAAACAGAUGCAGCUGUAGAUAUUGUUGAAGAGGUGGAUGUGGAUUCUCAUUGCUUUUUACCAGCCAGGAUGUCACAUAUCAUAUCCUUGAAUUCUCAGAAGUGGUACUCUAGAUUGGAAACUAUAAAUGUGCAAGGCUCUCCCAACGUGCAUGGGAACAUGGAUCAUGUUGAGACCACUAGAAACCAUUUAAGUUCAAAUGAGAAUGAAAUCCACAGGGUCCCUUGUGGCACGUUGGAUUCUGCAAGGAAAUCUAGUGCAUCGAAAGAGCUGGAAGAUGUUGUAUCUUCAGAAGGAAAGGAAGAUUUGACCAUUAGAUGGCAAAGGAUGUUGUGGAAGUCGUGUGUUUACCUUAUUACUAUAGGAAUGUUGAUUGCUUUGCUCAUGGGGCUGAAUAUGUCAUGGACUACAAUUACUGCUGCACUUGCUCUUGUGGUUCUUGAUUUCAAGGAUGCUAGGCCUUGCCUUGAAAAGGUCCCCUAUCCGCUUUUGAUUUUAUUUUGCGGAAUGUUUAUCACAAUAGAUGGCUUUAACAAAACUGGAAUCCCAAGAACUCUAUGGGACCUCAUGGCGCCUUAUGCACAGAUUGAUCAUGCUAGCGGGAUAGCAGUUCUUGCCAUUGUCAUUCUUGUCCUGUCAAAUUUGGCUUCAAACGUACCAACUGUUUUGUUGUUGGGAGGACGAGUGGCAGCAUCGGUAGCUGAUGAGAAGAAGGCAUGGCUCAUCUUAGCUUGGGUUAGCACUGUAGCUGGGAACCUCUCAUUAUUGGGAUCAGCUUCUAACUUAAUAGUGUGUGAAGAGGCUCGCAAAGCUCCACGUCAGUACACUUUAUCUUUUUGGAGCCAUCUCAAAUUUGGACUCCCCUCGACCCUUAUAGUCACUGCUAUUGGUUUGAUACUCAUACAAUGAUCAUAUAUGUUGUGUUGGUUUGACAAAA
This is a messenger RNA of Corylus avellana, 1634 nucleotides long. RefSeq names its product silicon efflux transporter LSI2-like. Gene Ontology annotation, biological process: transmembrane transport; arsenite transport. Gene Ontology annotation, molecular function: arsenite transmembrane transporter activity. Gene Ontology annotation, cellular component: membrane. The record is from RefSeq and is a predicted model, not a curated record. NCBI's taxonomy places the organism in Eukaryota, Viridiplantae, Streptophyta, Magnoliopsida, Fagales, Betulaceae.